Molecule: messenger RNA, 1042 nt
Organism: Pleuronectes platessa (European plaice)
Lineage: Eukaryota; Metazoa; Chordata; Actinopteri; Pleuronectiformes; Pleuronectidae
Product: histone H1-like
Exons: 1
Coding region: 55-681 (208 amino acids)
Biological process (GO): nucleosome assembly
Cellular component (GO): nucleosome
Molecular function (GO): DNA binding; structural constituent of chromatin
Source: RefSeq, a predicted model, not a curated record
CAGUCCGGUAAUUCACUCCGAUAGUUCGUCGUUGAUCUAUACGCAAAGAGAAAGAUGGCAGAAGCCGCUCCAGCUCCCGCUCCACCCGCCGCCAAGGUUAAAGCGGCCAAGAAGAAGGUCGUGAAACCGAAGACCGCCGGCCCCAGCGUCAGUGAGCUCAUCGUGAAGGCCGUGUCCGCGUCCAAGGAGCGCAGUGGCGCGUCAGUGUCCGCCCUCAAGAAGGCUCUGGCUGCCGGCGGCUACGAUGUGGAGAAGAACAAUUCCCGCGUGAACACCACCAUCAAGAAGCUGGUGGUCAGCGGGACCCUAGUCCAGACCAAGGGAACCGGGGCCACCGGUUCGUUCAAGAUGAGCAAGAAGGUGGAGACCAAGGUCCAGAAGCCGGUGAAGAAGGCCGCUCCGAAAGCGAAGAAGCCCGCCGCAAAGAAACCCGCAGUGGCUAAAAAGCCCAAGUCGGCGGCAGCCAAGAAGCCAGCAGCCGCUAAAAAGUCCCCGAAGAAGGUGACGAAACCAGCAGCGGCCAAGACGCCCACCAAGAGCCCCAAGAAGGUGGCGAAGAGCCCCAAAAAAGUGGCGAAGAGCCCCAAAAAGGAGGUGAAGAAGGCGCCUGCUGCCAAGAAGUCCCCCGCGAAGAAGGUCGCCAAACCCAAAGCGAAGAAGACAGCAGCCAAGAAGAAGUGAGCUGUCCUCACUGUGAAACAUGUCCAUCCUGGUAAAAGGCUCUUUUAAGAGCCACACACGUCUAUCCUGAAAGAGCUGUUUCCUCAUCAUUCAUCACCACUUUCACUAAAUAUGUAGAGACAGAGUUCUUAACUACAGGGAGUCAAGAUAGAUUGAACAAUAUUAGAUGUCUUUCUUAAAAUUAUAACAGUAAGAAGUUAGUAAAUAUCAAAACAUCAAAUAUUAUAAAACAUAGCUUUAGACUCUGUGAAGGAGUAGCCUACCACUACUUACACACAUGCAUUAUGUAACAUGGUGUUCAGCGAUAUCGUCAUUACUUCAUAUACCAACUUUUUCAUGUAACCAUACUGUGCUGUAGUAA